Loa loa (African eye worm) is the source of this 336-nucleotide messenger RNA. RefSeq lists its product as hypothetical. Lineage: Eukaryota; Metazoa; Nematoda; Chromadorea; Rhabditida; Onchocercidae. The transcript is spliced from 2 exons. The coding region runs from base 1 to 336 and encodes 111 amino acids. The record is from RefSeq and is a predicted model, not a curated record.
AUGAUUGGAUUAUUCAAAAUCGUUCAAAGAUUUCAUAUAUUUAUGGAAAAUAUCAGUGUUUGUCGAAAUGCUGCAUGGAUUAAACAAAAAGAAGCCAAAAAUCAUUGCCGGCUAGCAGAAAAAAAAAAAGGCUCAAGAGCUUCAUAUUUUUUAAACAGAUCCGAACUUGGCUUUUAUCCCGUCGUACUAUUACGAUAUUUGGAUAUCUGCAGAUAUAUAUCUACAAGUUCAAUGUCAAGUUCAACGUUUAACAUAGUUAAACUUCACGAAUCACUAGUGAACACGCACCUUCAGCGUGUUAGAAGUGAAUCGUAUGAUGCACGCAUGAGAAUAUGA